CCCGCGCGACCGCCUUCCGCCCGCGCCUUCCGUCCGCCCGGCGACAGCGCGCGCCCGCUCCUGCCCCGGCGUGCUGUCCCGCGGCCUGGCCCCGCUCGGCCCCAGGUCGUGCCUUCCCUCCCCGGCGGAGGCCCCUGCGGACUGCCUAGAGCUGGGUCGCAACUGAGGCGUUAUCCGCGGGCCUGGCCUGGGGAAGUGGCGGGGAGGAAGAAGAGGCGGCCGGGACGCGUGACAGGAGCAUUCGGGAAGAUUCUUACGGUGCCCUUCACGCGGUGGCUAUGGACGGAGAAAGCCGCCGCAAAUAAUACCAUCCCCCAGAGUAGUUGUGGCGGAAUAAUCUAAAUAUGGGUGUUGGAUUGAGGAGACUUGAAUAUUUUUGUAUCCUGAAGGGAGAAAUGGAUGAAGAAGACUGAAGAUAAUGAUGAAGGGAUAAUUUGGAAUAGGAUUCACAGCAAGAGAGACAGAAGAGAAAGACAUUGAAGAAACAGACUAGUUAACACAUGAAGAAAAUAGAGCAGAGGAAAACACGUCCAUGUUUUUCCACGUCUAAUGAGAACAGGGUCCUAGCACAGUGUCUGAUGGAGCUUUCCUACCAGACCCUCAAAUUCACGCAUCAGGCACGGGAAGCGUGCGAGAUGAGGACAGAAGCACGACGAAAAAAUCUUCUCAUUUUGAUUUCGCAUUAUUUAACACAAGAAGGGUAUAUCGAUACAGCAAAUGCUUUGGAGCAAGAAACUAAACUGGGGUUACGACGCUUUGAAGUUUGUGACAACAUUGAUCUUGAAACUAUUUUGAUGGAAUAUGAGAGUUAUUAUUUUAUAAAAUUUCAGAAAUACCCCAAAAUUGUCAAAAAGUCAUCAGACACAGCAGAAAAUAAUUUACCACAAAGAAGUGGAGGGAAGACCAGAAGGGUCUUUGUUCCCUCCCUUAGGGUGAUGAACGACAGUUGUCAAAAUCUUCCCAAGAUCAAUCAGCAGAGGCCCUGGUCCAAAACCACAGCGGGGAAGACAGGGGACACCAAAUCUCUCAAUAAGGAGCAUCCUAAUCAGGAGGUAGUUGAUAACACUCGCCUGGAAAGUGCCAACUUCGGCCUACAUAUAUCAAGAAUCCGUAAAGACAGGGGAGAGGAAAAUGCCCACCCACGAAGAGGCCAGAUUAUUGACUUCCGAGGGCUGCUCACAGAUGCCAUCAAGGGAGCAACCAGUGAACUUGCCUUGAACACCUUCGACCAUAAUCCAGACCCCUCAGAACGACUGCUGAAACCUCUGAGUGCGUUUAUUGGCAUGAACAGUGAGAUGCGAGAAUUGGCAGCGGUGGUGAGCCGGGACAUUUAUCUCCAUAAUCCAAACAUAAAGUGGAAUGACAUUAUUGGACUUGAUGCAGCCAAGCAGUUAGUCAAAGAAGCUGUUGUGUAUCCUAUAAAGUAUCCACAGCUAUUUACAGGAAUUCUUUCCCCCUGGAAAGGACUACUGCUGUAUGGCCCUCCAGGUACAGGAAAGACUUUACUGGCCAAAGCUGUGGCCACUGAAUGUAAAACAACCUUCUUUAACAUUUCUGCAUCCACCAUUGUCAGCAAAUGGAGAGGGGAUUCAGAAAAACUCGUUCGGGUGUUAUUUGAGCUUGCCCGCUACCACGCCCCAUCCACGAUCUUCCUGGACGAGCUGGAGUCGGUGAUGAGUCAGAGAGGCACAGCUCCUGGGGGAGAACAUGAAGGAAGCCUGCGGAUGAAGACAGAGUUACUGGUGCAGAUGGAUGGGCUGGCGCGCUCAGAAGAUCUCGUGUUUGUCUUAGCAGCUUCUAACCUGCCGUGGGAACUGGACUGUGCCAUGUUACGCCGCCUGGAGAAGAGGAUUCUGGUCGAUCUCCCCAGCCGGGAGGCCAGGCAGGCCAUGAUCUACCACUGGCUGCCUCCUGUGAGCAAGAGCAGGGCCUUGGAGCUGCGCACAGAGCUGGAGUACAGUGUGCUGAGCCAGGAGACUGAGGGCUACUCAGGCUCAGACAUUAAGCUCGUCUGCAGGGAAGCAGCCAUGCGGCCUGUGAGGAAGAUCUUUGAUGCACUUGAAAAUCACCAGUCAGAAAGCAGCGACUUACCCGGGAUCCAGUUGGACACAGUAACCACUGCCGACUUUCUGGAUGUGCUAACUCACACCAAGCCCUCCGCAAAGAAUCUGGCUCAGAGAUACUCAGACUGGCAAAGAGAGUUCGAGUCUGUUUGAAACCACAUUUACCCUGACCUGGCCACAAAGGCAAUCACAAAGACCUCCUAGUUUAUUAGUGUCCGUGGGAGAAGAACAAAAUGAUUGGAAUGGAAAAGAGAAAAUUAUUCUUGAAGACUGGAUUAACUUGAGCCACUGUAUUGUUUUGGAUAGCUGAUAUAUAUUUAUUAACUUACCAUUAUUGAUGUCAGCAAAAUAUUGAGGGUUUCAGUUACAUACAUGUAUGUGCUAUUAGGUCAUACAAUGGAGAUUUUUCUGACAAUUAGACUCCAUAAAAUUUUAACGAACAA
This is a messenger RNA of Pongo pygmaeus (Bornean orangutan), 2506 nucleotides long. RefSeq names its product katanin catalytic subunit A1 like 2 (gene KATNAL2). Gene Ontology annotation, molecular function: ATP binding; ATP hydrolysis activity; protein binding. Bases 501 to 2216 code for a protein of 571 amino acids. Lineage: Eukaryota; Metazoa; Chordata; Mammalia; Primates; Hominidae. The record is from RefSeq and is a predicted model, not a curated record. The transcript has 18 exons.